AUGGCGUCCGCCAGGCUAUCGCCAACGGCGAACUUAUUGCGGAACUCGCGCCUAUUUGCUCUUCCUAAAACCCUCAAGGGUCCUCAAACCCAGGCAUCUUCGCGAACCGUCAGUGAAUCCGACUCUGCAACUCUGCCUCACCCCAUUCGAGCCGCCAUCGCUACUCCAUCAUCAUCACUAGCCCGAGGCGAUUGGGGCCUGAAACGCCCUCUUCCUGCUAAGUCGACAUCGGAGAAAUCGUCUAGGCCAGUCGUUAGGGUUCAUGCUCUCGACACGUACGAACAUGUCACCGACUUUGAAUCCGCGGCGGACCACACCAUGACCCUUGAAAAGUUCCAGGAGCUCCACAUGCCUAUGUCUCUCCCGUCCAAGGUCAACUACUCGACAACUAUCGUCCCAAGACACUCGAGUCCAUUCGAAACAGACCUCGACAACACCGAGACCAGCGAAGGUCUUCGGGAACCCGGCGCCAAGCAGUUCAGACACACUGGUCCUUGGCUUGCUGGACAAACGGAGUCGGAGUUCCUUGCUUACUUGAAGAAGGUGGCCGUGCAGAAGCCCGAGCUUCUGCAGAAGCUGCGCGAGCAAUUGACUGUCAAGCGCAAUGCCGAACUUCGCAAACAAGCACAGGACAACGGAGAGGACAUUGCAGCCGAGGCGGUCACAAUCAGCGACGCGGAGUUCGAGUCCUACAUCAAGACUUUGCGCAACGAUCCAUUCGCUCUCGGCCCCGUCGUCUUCGAGCUGCUUGACCUCGCCUCGCCUCCUGCCGUUCCCAGCGAGCGCGUCGGACGCAAGUACUUCCAACCUCCCCCCACCAACCUUUCCUCGCCCGAAUACGCCGUCUCAGGACCUCCCAAGACACACCCAUCUGCCGGUCUGUCAUACACCCGAUCACACGCCCUGAUCUACAAUCACCCCAAGUUUGGCCCGCAGACCCACCAGCGCCCCGUCGAGGCCCGUAUCCUGCGACCCAAGGGCAAGUUCAAGGGCAGGAUGUCCCGUGCUACCGCGGGUAUCGGUGGUAUUGCCGUGGAGGACUUGAAUGCCAUGAGCUUCGUUGCGUCAGGCGCACCUCCUGGUCUCACCUACUUCGAUGCGACCAUCAAGGGUGGUGGUAAAUACUGGGUCACUCCCAUCCGCGCCGCCAUGGACAACCAGGGUCGUCUUAACCUUGCAUCCUUCCGCGCCAGUGCGACUGCUAAGGCGCCCUACGGAUUGGAAGAUCACAAGAAGGAGAGUACCCUGACCAUCUCGGAUGUGGCCGACUUCAAUGCCCAGUCAGUGCCUCAGAUGGACAGACGGUCGUUCGGCCAACCCAGGUUCACGCCUCGUGAGCGGAAGCCGCUUUGGGGAGCAGCCAAGGACAAGGAGGAGGUUGCCCGCAGUCUUCUCAACACCCUCAACCCCAGGUGA
This is a messenger RNA of Penicillium olsonii, 1416 nucleotides long. NCBI's taxonomy places the organism in Eukaryota, Fungi, Ascomycota, Eurotiomycetes, Eurotiales, Aspergillaceae. The record is from the annotation of a GenBank genome assembly.